AUGUCACUUUGUCUUUCGUGUGUUUUUGUGUUUAUUCCGGACGAUUUGGUUUUUUUUUUGUUCAUCACAAGGUUUUAUUUAAAAAUUGGCACGACGGAUUCCUUAGGCAAAAUGGAAAAACAGGAGCAGUUGCUGCCGGAUCCGAGGCGAAGUAUUCUUCAGAUGGCUGUUGCCGGAAUUUUAGAUGAACUUGGUUUCGGAAAAGCCGACAAAGAAUGUGUUGAAACAUUGACAGAGAUGCUCCAAAGCUUAAUCAUAGAAAUAGCGCACACAUCAAAGAAUUAUGCCGAGCUAUCAGGACGAACGCAGCCUUUUCUCGGAGAUAUUGUUGUGGCGUUAACCAAUCUCGGUAUUCCACUGCACGGAGUCACCGAUUUUGUAAAGCGAAAAAUUCACAAAAUUCCAUCACCCCAAACAAUUACCAUGCAAAAGCAAUUGAGUCUGUUGCAAGCUGGAAAGUCUGUUCCACUUCCAUCGCACAUUCCCAACCAUUUCCCACCGUUGCCAGAUCCUCAUGCGUAUGUUAGAACGCCAACACACAAACAACCGGUGACUGAAUACGAGGCCAUUCGUGAAAAGGCCGCUUCGCAAAAGCGUGACAUUGAAAAGGCACUCACACGAUUUCUGGCCAAGACCAGCGAUACAGAUUGCUUGUUUGCCUCGGAGGACAAUCAAAUGUUUCCACUGAUUGCAUGUAAACCAUCAUUUCCACCGUACUUGGCCGCGCUAAAUCCAACCGAUCAGGUGUUUGACUUUGAAGAAUUGGAAUAUCACUAUUUGGUGGCGAAUCGAACGGAGGACAUGAUCGCCAAAGAUGAUGACGACGACGACGAAGACGGUGAAGGAAAGGAAAAAGACGAGAAAAACAUUUCGAUUGAUGAACAUCAGAGUUCGCCCAUUGAUUCGAUUAGCACAUCACCGCAGCUCAAAAGCCCGAUCAUAGACAAUCCGUACCUGAAAGCGGCCAAACCACCGAAAAAAUCCGACGUUAGCAUUAGCCUUAAUUUUUAAUUUAUAAACAUAAAUAAUAACAAUCCACACUUACUCGAUACACAAAAUACAUAACGCACAUGCAUUGAAAACAU
This is a messenger RNA of Sitodiplosis mosellana (orange wheat blossom midge), 1085 nucleotides long. Its product is annotated as transcription initiation factor TFIID subunit 8-like. Gene Ontology annotation, molecular function: protein heterodimerization activity. Gene Ontology annotation, cellular component: transcription factor TFIID complex. NCBI's taxonomy places the organism in Eukaryota, Metazoa, Arthropoda, Insecta, Diptera, Cecidomyiidae. Gene Ontology annotation, biological process: transcription initiation at RNA polymerase II promoter. Bases 1 to 1011 code for a protein of 336 amino acids. The record is from RefSeq and is a predicted model, not a curated record. The transcript is spliced from 4 exons.